This is a messenger RNA of Rotaria socialis, 648 nucleotides long. NCBI's taxonomy places the organism in Eukaryota, Metazoa, Rotifera, Eurotatoria, Philodinida, Philodinidae. The record is from the annotation of a GenBank genome assembly.
AUGUUCAUGUGUUCAAACGCAAGUACAGCGAUAAUUGCCUGGUUGAGCUUUACUUUGUAUGUAGCAUUUAUUGGAUUGUGUGGAUGUAUUAUUUACGCUAAAUAUAAUCAAUGUGAUCAUUUACGAACUAAACGUUCUUCUAAACCUGAUCAAUCAUAUCCUGUAUUUGUACUUGAAACAUUGGGACAAUAUCCAGGCUUAACAGGUCUAUUUACUGGUGGUAGUUUGAGUGCAUCGUUGAGUACAAUUUCAAGUGGAAUUAAUAGCAUGGCAACUGUAAUUGUUGAAGAUAUUUAUAAACGAAUAAUAUUUGACCAUUCCAUGUCCCGUAGAAAACAAGAGUUUGUUUCAAAGAUUCGAUCUCUUCUCAUUUUAUUUUUCGCAUUUAUUGUAUCGUAUUUAGUUGAUCAUGUACCUCUGAUUAUUUUUCAACUUGCUGGUUCGUUUGUUCCACCAAUUCUUGGCAUUUAUUUACUAGGAUUUUUUGCUCCGCAAGUUAAUAGUCGAUGUUCUGGUAGCAUUGUUUUUGUGCACAAUAUUUCAAAUAUGGAUUCUCCUCGGAGUUCAAGCGAUCCGAAGACAGUGGAUCAAUCAUUAUUGAUAUCAUGGAAAGAUUCACUUCUUCCUUAUUCAUCAAAUAAAGUAUGA